AUGGAUCCCAAAGGCAUCUAUGCGCGGAGUUUUGAUGAAUCUCUGAUCCGGGAGCUCCCUCACCUCCGUAUCGCUCCUCUCCGUGAGCCGGUACCCUCCCGAAGCCUCAGGACCCCGUCAACCCUCGAACCGAACGCCAGUGGGUCUCGGGAGUCAAAUGCCCUGUCGAAAGCGGGAGUCCCUCCUCCCCGCAAUCAUGAACCUAGUGGUCCAGUCUUGGAAGGCCACAACGCCUCUCGACUGAAGAAGAACGACUAUUUCUCUGAUUCGCUUUCGGAACCUCCUCCCCCACGACCUAUAUUGCCGGCUUUUGUCAACCUGCGUGCGCUUGAGCGGUUCCCCUAUUCCUCAUUUGACGAUGACGGCGUUCAUUCUCGGAAACGGCGGCGGGUUGAUAUACAGUCGGAUACGUUUGGAGAGCAUUUGCAACUACCAUUCCCACAAGCUCAAAAGGAACAACGUCCUCCACCUUUCGGACCGUUUGCUAUCCUUAAUGGGUUGAAUGAACCUCCGCCUAACGCUGCUUUGCUUCCGCCUAUUGAACCUGGAUCGAUUACGCAACUUUUAACGAAGCCGUCUCGCGAUAGUACUGUUGUUGAACCAGCGCCUCUAGCUGCUGGUUCUGUUCCGGAUACUCAAUCAGUGGAAAGAGUGGAAGGAAGAAUCGCAGAUAUUCUGGACUCUCCCAUCGCUGAGAAGCCCAAUUUUAGCCUCGACACCGCCAACGAAAAGUCCGAGUCUGCAUUCGGCUCUGGAACUCUUGAAAAGGAGUCAGAGGGAGCUCAUGAGCCAAUCUCGCCAAAGACGAGAGGUCGCUCACGAAAGAAUCUUCGGAAGUGGACCGAUGAAGAGACUAUAUCUUUGCUCAGGGGCGUGGUAAAGUGUGGUAUUGGGAAUUGGAAAGAAAUACUGGCGCAGCCAGAGUUGAAUUUCAACAAGCGCAGUGCGUCAAAUUUGAAAGACAGGUUUCGCGUCUGCUGUCCAUGGGCGUAUAGGGCGUCGGAUCCCGAAGAAGCUCUAUCGCACCUGCGCGAUGCUCUCGCCAAAGCAAUCUCCAAAGCCGAGAGCGACACAUCCGGGAAGCUUUUUUCCAAGUCCCAACAACAUUCCGCCGACUCUGGAGCCCCGCUACUACUUACGGGAACUCCAGAUCUUACGCCAAGUGGGUCUAUGGCCAGUUUCUCUUCGAUCGAGACCAGCCGAAGCAGCGGAGAGCAUAAUCUGCCCGAAAAUUGUAAACCAACACUUUUCAAUCCAUCAGAAUCCACGUCAGGAAUACCUGAACAGCCUGUGAAAUGUAGGCGCCGUGUCCGGCGCCCUUUCACGGCGGCUGAGGAUGAAGCAUUACUCAAAGGGUAUGCCGUUCAUGGGUUCCAGUGGACCCUUAUUCAGCAAGACAAACGGUUGAACCUCGGCCAUCGACGGGCGACCGAUCUGCGAGAUCGGUUCAGGACCAAGUUUCCUCAUGCAUAUCGCGAUGGAGGCUCUGUUAGCGGUGGAACACUUCUAGCCCAGAUGGCUAAAGAUUAUUCCAUAAAGGAUGGAAAGAAUGGUUCGCCCGAGGGCGAACAGCGUCUUUCAGAAUAUAAACGGACUAGAAAUCUCGGCAAGCCCAAUGGACCGAAUGGGCUGGGGACAUUGGAUGCGGCUAUGCCAUCGCUAGUAUUCCCCCUAGCUACCCGAGAGAGCUCGGCAUAUGUCCCAUCGGCCGGCUUCUCUUUUCCUCUGGAUGACAACUCUACAAUCCCUGUCAAUGUAGACCUCCCGCCGCUGAUCUGGGAUGACAUUCCCUGA
This is a messenger RNA of Aspergillus calidoustus, 1794 nucleotides long. NCBI's taxonomy places the organism in Eukaryota, Fungi, Ascomycota, Eurotiomycetes, Eurotiales, Aspergillaceae. The record is from the annotation of a GenBank genome assembly.